Ectocarpus sp. CCAP 1310/34 is the source of this 2036-nucleotide messenger RNA. The record is from the annotation of a GenBank genome assembly. Lineage: Eukaryota; Phaeophyceae; Ectocarpales; Ectocarpaceae.
CCGUCCGGAUGAGUGCUCUAGCUACGGGCGUCCGUGGCAGCUUACACUCAGGAGGAGUCAAAGCUUUGUUUGUUGGGGCGUUCGCUGUGCUCCAGGCAGAGGCAUUCAGCACCGGAACAUCGCCACGCAUGUCGGUGGGACCUCGGUUCAUGAUAGAUUCCCAUCUGCAUAUUUGGGGGGAAGGGAAACCUCCAUUCCCGUAUGCCUCGGGCCAGGAACCACCGGAAAGGCUGCGUGAAUCGUGCGGCCCCGAAACCCUAAUCCAGGAGAUGGACGACGCCGGCAUCGGGGGUGCGUUAAUUGUGCAGCCCAUCAACUACAAGUUCGACCACUCUUACGUGUUGGACGCCAUGAGCAAGUGGCCGGGCAAGUUCAAGGGCAUGUGCCUCGCCAACCCAAACUUGAGCCCCCACGAUGCAUGCGCUGAGCUGGAACGAUUGCAUGACCAGGGUUUUUGUGGCGUGAGGUUCAAUCCCUACCUUUGGCCGCAAGGAGGCGAGGGCAUGAAGGAUGACACAGGCGUGGCACUCUUUCGAAAGGCGGGCGAGUUGGGCCUUCCAGUCGGCGUGAUGUGCUUCAAGGGGUUCGGACGUCACGUUGAAGAGAUUGAGGCGUUGCUGCUCUCAUCACCGCAAACCAAGGCAAGGGGAGCUCUGGUGGUGGAUCACUUUGGGUUCUUCCUCCAGGAUGGAGAGAUCGACGAGACGGCAUGGGAGCAGGUGCUAGCGUUGUCCAAGCAUCCAUCAGUAUUCAUAAAGACCAGCGCUCUGUUUCGGGUCGCCAAGGACCCUUAUCCGUACGAGAGUCUCAAACCUCGAUUCGCAGCGUUGAUCGAGCACUUCGGCUCGAAAAGGCUUUUGUGGGGAAGCGACUUCCCCUUCGUCUCGGACGGGCAGUGCGGGUACGGCCCGGCUAAAGACGCUGUGUGCAAUGCCAUGGGUCUCAACGAGGAGGACGUGCACAACAUCACCGGCGGCACGGCACAAGCACUCUUUGGCUCUUGGGUGGAUGAUGCGUAGCGCUAGACUGCUUUAUUUUGAUGCUUUUUCGGACGUAGUUCAGUAUAUACGGUAGGUGGCAACAUGUUCUUUUGUAUUUCAGCUUUGAAGGGUUCUGUCGUGCUUCUUUGCAGUCGGUGCAGUCGCGGUAUCCUCACCGCUUGCCUUCGGGGCUGGGUGGUUGUUCUGGAGAGGUACUCGAAGCAAUGCUAGGCAUGAGGCUAAAUGCGAGCUUCUUUCCUGCCGUCGCGCUGGUUGAAAUGUAUGUCACGUGGCAUGCUACCCACAGGUGACAUCACAAUGUAAUUUGUGCAGGGGGGUUUCAAGGAACGAUUGUGGAACGGGUCAGUACAUGAAGCAAUGAAGCGGCUUGACCUGACCCCAUCCAGAAGUUCGGUGAAAUAUUUGCUUGAGCUGUACGUGUAGUCUAGGUGUCGACUCUAAGCACCGACGGGUGGACGGCGGAAAAUUGACAUCCGAUACGUGAUAUUUUCGGGGUGGCAUAUCAAUGUGUCGAGCUUGUCAUCAGGUUGAGUUCUGUGCUCCGUACGAUGUACUUCGAAGUACAGGGUUAGUUAGACCCCAAGGCACGCCAGUCCACGGUGCUAUCUUGUCAUUUCGAAUCAUACGAUCAACGAAAAAAUGCCGUUGUCUUUCGCGGGUUUCGAGUGCUUUGUGCCAUCUGUUACUGCAUCAAGAUCGGGCAGUGAACGUGUUGAAAGCGCUUCCAUCUAAAAAAAUGAAGGAUAUUAUUUUGUGAGCCUUUUGGAGUUUCGUGCCGAGGCACUCGGCGAUAUCGUGUCCGGCCAAGCACAUGGGUGGCAUUGAGCAUUGUGUUUUCUCGUCCGAAGGUGUGCUGUUGCUGGGGAUUCACGGUCGUUCGGCGCGUGUACUUGUAGCUGCCGCUUAGGCUGCUUGUGCGUGCAGCACGAAACUUUCACAUGGGAUCAAGCAGCACAAUGAAGCAUCACAGGAAGCAACACUGAAAGGAUCGACGUUAGACAUGGUGAACCAAACUGAACAAACACUAGAGCAUCU